GGGUAUCACUACCGGAUCACAUGUGUUUCUGCCACGACACUGUUAUGGGUUGCGUGGGAUCCACCCCACUGAUGAAAGUGAAUCAUGUAAAGCUGUGUGCUUGGCAAUCACGACGAUUCCCGUCGUGACAUCGCUGUGGUUGGUUUUGCUACAUACUGCCGCAAGCGCGGCCAGUCAAGGAUAUAACAUCUGGAGAGGAACACGAAUUACCGGCCCACGUUGAAGUACGAACACCACUACGGAACGUCGGCAAGAACACAGACCACAGCAGCCGCGAUGGGCAACACCUACUGCACUAAGUGCCUGCAAGGCAAAGACCAAGUGCAAGACGACGAACUACCCGAUCAGCCGCCAAGCAGCCCGAGUGCAAAAAUUGCAGUUGCGUUGUACCCGUACAACGCAAGGGACGUGAAUGACCUGAGCUUCCAGAAAGGAGACCGGCUGCAAGUGAAUAAUGACACAGACCCAGACUGGUGGUUCGCGAAGCACCUGACGACUCAAGAAACGGGCCAUGUUCCAAGCAACUACGUGGCUUAUGAAAAGACUAUACAAAGCCAAGAGUGGUUCUUCGGCACCGUCACUCGCAAGGAGGCUGAGAGAUUGUUGCUGUUGCCGGGGAAUGCAAGCGGCACUUACCUUAUUCGCAAUAGCGAAAACAGUGCAGGAAUAUUCUCACUGUCUGUCAGGGACCACAACGAAACGAAGGGGGACCACGUGAAGCACUAUAGAAUCAGAGCCACCGAAGACGUCACCUUCUAUAUCACCUCCAAGAUGACUUUCCCAACCCUUGAUGAUUUAGUCGCUUAUUAUACGAAAGGUGCUAACGGCUUAUGCCAAAGACUAUCCACACCAUGUCCCAAGACGGAGCCAGCUCUGCCAGACCUUUCAAAGGAGACGCGUGAUGAGUGGGAAAUCUCACGAAGCUCUGUGGAACUCGUGCGGAAACUGGGAAGUGGCAACUUUGGCGACGUUCAUUACGGACUUUGGAAGGGGACAACUGAAGUGGCUAUCAAGACAUUAAAGCCGGGAACGAUGCACCCAGACGCUUUCCUCCAAGAAGCAUCCAUCAUGAAGAAGUUUCGCCACGAGAAAUUGGUGAACCUCUAUGCUGUGUGUUCAAAAGAAGAACCCAUAUACAUCGUAACAGAGUACAUGUGCAAUGGUUCCCUGCUGCAAUAUUUGCGCAGCAAAGAGGGCAAGACACUCAAACUCCCUGUUCUGGUCGACAUGGCUGCCCAGGUAGCCAGUGGCAUGGCCUACUUGGAGAGUGAGCAGUUGAUACACAGGGAUCUGGCAGCUCGCAACAUCCUCGUGGGGCUCAAUAAUUUAGUGAAAGUUGCUGACUUUGGUCUUGCCCGCAUUAUAGAGGACUCGGAGUACACAGCAAGGCAAGGAAGCAAGUUCCCUAUCAAAUGGACUGCUCCAGAGGCUGUGCUGUAUGGAACGUUUUCAAUCAAGUCUGAUGUGUGGUCGUACGGCGUCCUGCUCUACGAGCUUAUCACGCAUGGCCAAGUACCUUACCCAGGGAUGUCCAAUCGCCAGGUUGUGGAGCAAGUUGAAAAUGGAUUUCGCAUGCCGAAACCUAAUUGCGAAUGCCCGGAUUCGGUGUACAAUACCAUGCUUACAUGCUGGGAGGGUGAACCAGAAAACCGGCCGACGUUCGAGUUUCUCUUCGGAUAUUUCGACGACUUCUUUGUGGCAGCUGAGUCAUCCUACAAAGAGGCCGAUGAUGUCUAGACGUCCUGGAGUUUAUCGCUUUGCAUACGUCUCCCACAGGAACAUCGAUGUCAUCCUUCAUCUUCGUCCCUUUCGAUGACGCUUUUCUCUCCUGAUUGUUGGGAGAACUGGGGUGUGUGAAGAACUGGACAACCUGAAUGCUGGAAGAACUAUGGUGAUGCUAAUGUUGCGCGGUUGCGAAAUCGCCGCUCUGAGCAAUAGCUGUCGACCACGUUCCUAAUAGUUAGAAAACCGUAUGACAAUUUUAUAGUUCAAAGCUAUCGAACAACACUGAGGAAAUAAAGGUUAUUGCUGUAUAAUGCCGUCACGGAAAAUGGUGCCCUCCGCUAAAGCCCUACGCUUCAUUGCAACAUUGAAAGCUUGUCUGCUAUAGAGUCCAAAGAUCUUCGGCAUCCAAAGCAGGUCGUUUCUAAAUUCAAUGCUGUAGAGGAAUUGGCGUACAUUAUACUGUACCGUGCAUUAGACUCUUUUUUGUAUGUACUGUAUUUCAGAAAUAACAAAAUCACGGUAAAAGAUAUGAAUGAUUCACGCCUGGCUGUCGUGUGUGAAAAGAGAGAGAGAAAAAAAAAAGCUCUUUUUUCGA
Messenger RNA from Ornithodoros turicata, 2320 nucleotides. RefSeq names its product tyrosine-protein kinase Fyn-like. Gene Ontology annotation, molecular function: signaling receptor binding; non-membrane spanning protein tyrosine kinase activity; ATP binding. The record is from RefSeq and is a predicted model, not a curated record. The transcript is spliced from 12 exons. Gene Ontology annotation, cellular component: extrinsic component of cytoplasmic side of plasma membrane. Lineage: Eukaryota; Metazoa; Arthropoda; Arachnida; Ixodida; Argasidae. Gene Ontology annotation, biological process: cell surface receptor protein tyrosine kinase signaling pathway; protein phosphorylation; cell differentiation. Bases 277 to 1737 code for a protein of 486 amino acids.